This is a messenger RNA of Fusarium graminearum PH-1, 360 nucleotides long. RefSeq lists its product as uncharacterized. NCBI's taxonomy places the organism in Eukaryota, Fungi, Ascomycota, Sordariomycetes, Hypocreales, Nectriaceae. The transcript is spliced from 2 exons. Bases 71 to 238 code for a protein of 55 amino acids. The record is from RefSeq and is a predicted model, not a curated record.
AUACAACACCAGCAGUCAAAAAUUAAUUCAGCAAAAUAGACAAAUCUACAUAUAUAUCCGAACCGACAAAAUGUGUACUACCGUAAUCUCUAUUAUUACGUGCAGCAAUUGCAGAAGACAGCUCAGCUCGGUAUAUGAGCUAACCUUGCAAUAUGGGUGGAUACUGGUUGUUCAUUCUGUACCUAGAGAAGGAGGAGGAGAAGAAGAAGAAGAAAAAGAAGAACAAAAACUGAGGUAGUCACGACAUAAGAAUUGACCUUCUCAGGGUAAUGUUGCGUGAGGCAUGUGCAUUUCAACGUAUGCGGACUAUCUAGGUGGCAAUUAGCACAGAGAAUUCCUAGGUAAUAAAAUGGAUAUUUG